Molecule: messenger RNA, 1784 nt
Organism: Malus domestica (apple)
Lineage: Eukaryota; Viridiplantae; Streptophyta; Magnoliopsida; Rosales; Rosaceae
Source: RefSeq, a predicted model, not a curated record
GUACAGUGAGUUGCACCCAAAUAUCUUCAGUCAAAUCUCACUACUUUCCAACAAUACCCAUCUCCACUGACCUCUCUUCAGCAACCAAAAUACCCUGCAGUGUCCUGCCCCUAUAGGAGUCAGUGUUCGUCCACAUCUUCUUGUAGAAGAGGGUAGGCUAUGCUAAACUAGCAAUAAUAUAAUUCAAAUUUGUUUCGAAUGAAAAUCAAAUAUAAAGUGUUUAAUUUAAAAAAAAAAUCAUUAGAUCAUAGCGCUAACAUUUCCGUUCACAUCUAACCCGCCUACACCUCCCCACCAGCCUUUGGUGACUCAACGAGACGGAUAUUUCAUAGGCACAGUCUAGAAGACUGUGAACUAUGAAGGUAACCUGGUCUCACUGAGUCACCGAGUCUCGCGGCGAACUUGAACCAGUUCAAAUUUAUAAAAGCGGGAUUAGGGUUUUAAGUUUUCCCCUUUUCCAAUUUUUUAUUUUAGUUAAGUUUCUUCUGGGUUAUUCACAAAUGGGGAGGCCAAGGUGCUACUUGGACAUAACCAUUGGAGGAGAGCUAGAAGGAAGAGUAGUAGUGGAACUCUACAAUGACAUUGUCCCCAAAACAGCUAAGAAUUUCAGAGCUCUCUGCACUGGUGAGAGGGGCAUUGGCCCCCACACCAACGCUCCUCUGUAUUACAAGGUUGUUUGUUUUCACCACGUUAUCAGAGGUUUUAUGAUACAAGGUGGAGACAUUUCGGCAGGAAAUGGCAGCGGGGGAGAGUUGAUUUAUGGGUUGAAGUUUGAAGAUGAAAACUUUGACAUAAAGCAUGAGAGAAAAUGGAUGCUAUCCAUGGCUAAUAAGGGCCCUGACACCAAUGGCUCUCAGUUUUUCAUUACCACCACUCGGACUUCCCAUCUUGAUGGGAAACAUGUUGCGUUUGGAAAGGUGAUCAAGGGCAUGGGCGUGGUUCGUUCGGUUGAACAUUUGAACAUGAAAGAUGGCGACAUGCACAUCGAAGAAGUCGUUAUUUCGGAUUGUGGGCAGCUUCCUGAGAGAGCAGAUGAGGGGGUGUGUAACUUCUUCAAAGAUUGUGAUGUUUAUCCUGAUUGGCCUGUUGAUCUUGAUACAAAACCAGAUGACAUUUCUUGGUGGGUCACGGCUGUGGGUGCUAUUAAGGCCAUUGGAAACCAACAGUUCAAGAAGCAAGACUAUAAGAUGGCCCUUAGAAAGUAUCGCAAGGCUUUGCGCUACGUGGAUAUAUGCUGGGAGCUGGAAGAAAUUGAUGAAGAAGCGAACUCCUCUUUGCGAAAGACAAAGUCUCAGAUAUUUACUAAUAGCUCAGCUUGUAGGUUGAAAUUAGGAGACCUAGAUGGAGCAUUGUUGGACACUGACUUUGCAUUGCGUGACUGGGAAGACAAUGUGAAGGCUUUGUUUCGCCAAGGCCAGACCUAUAUGGCACUCAAUGACAUUGACGCUACAGUUGAAAGCUUCAAGAAGGCACUAGAGUUGGAACCAAAUGAUGGAGGAAUUAAGAAAGAGCUUCUGGUUGCUAAGAAGAAGGUUGCUAAUAGGUCUGAGCAAGAAAAAAAAGCAUAUUCAAGAAUGUUUCAUUGAUUACGCAGUCACAUGGCUUUGUAGGAAAGGCAAGACAACUAGCAGAAGACUUGAGGGAAAAUCAGAAUACUCUAGCUUAAAUCAAAUUUUGUUCCAAGUGUUUUCGCCUUCUGUUAGACUAGCACAUAUGACUUUAUUGCUGUUCAAAACUUGAUUGCUACGUUCUGAAUUUGUAUGAAAUCUUUCGAACAGCCCUUU